UGAGCGGCCUGACAACUCCUCAUGGCGGCGGCUGGUGGGGCGCGGCACGGUGGUGACUGAGCUGCGAGCCUGGCGGGCGUGCGCCGAGCCCCGGCCUGGCCUCCGCGUGCCCCCCGGGCUCUGCACCCCUGAUGCUGCGCGGGUGCUGAGCCCGCCCCUGCCGGGACGAUGGUGAAGCAUUUCCUGGGCCAGAGCGUGCUCCGGAGUUCCUGGGACCAAGUGUUCGCUGCCUUCUGGCAGCGGUACCCGAAUCCCUAUAGCAAACAUGUCUUAACGGAAGACAUAGUGCACCGGGAGGUGACCCCUGACCAGAAGCUCCUGUCCCGGAGACUCCUGACCAAGACCAACAGGAUGCCCCGCUGGGCCGAGCGACUGUUUCCUGCCAAUGUUGCUCACUCGGUGUACAUCCUGGAAGACUCUAUUGUGGACCCACAGAACCAGACCAUGACCACCUUCACCUGGAACAUCAACCACAGCCGGCUGAUGGUGGUGGAGGAACGAUGUGUUUACUGUGUGAACUCUGAUAACAGCGGCUGGACCGAAAUCCACCGGGAAGCCUGGGUCUCCUCUAGUUUAUUUGGCGUCUCCAGAGCCGUCCAGGAAUUUGGUCUCGCACGGUUCAAAAGCAAUGUGACCAAGACGAUGAAGGGUUUCGAAUACAUCUUGGCCAAGAUGCAAGGUGAGGCCCCUUCCAAAACCCUUGUUGAGACAGCCAAGGAAGCAAAGGAAAAGGCAAAGGAGACGGCACUGGCAGCUACAGAGAAGGCCAAAGACCUUGCCAGCAAGGCAGCCACCAAGAAGCAGCAGCAGCAGCGGCAGUUCGUGUAGCCAGCCGACGUGCUGGGGUGGCCGCACACCAGACCCCCCAGCUCCCAUCCCUGCCCUCACCCUGUACUUUAUUAUUAAACGUCAACUUCCAGCGCAAUCUGCUCUCUGGGUGGUGGGUGGUGGGUUGGGGGUGGUGUCUUGUUUGGCAUCUACAUGCACAGGACACGUUACCCACGUCUGGGCCAGGCCUGCUGCUUCCUGCAUCGGGCAGCUGAGGACCGAGGUGCAGAGAGAUGCUGUGACUUACCUAGGGUCACAGACAAGGUGUAGGCAAAGUGGUCAUAAACGUAGACUGUAAGCUCCAUGAGGGCAGGCACCUUUGUUUUGUUCUCUGAUAUGUCCCAAGUAUCUGGAACCGUACCUAGCACUUAAUAGGCACUCAAUAAAUACUUAUUGAAUUCAAUCAGCCCCAA
Rhinolophus ferrumequinum (greater horseshoe bat) is the source of this 1241-nucleotide messenger RNA. It is a transcript of the gene PRELID1, whose product is annotated as PRELI domain containing 1. NCBI's taxonomy places the organism in Eukaryota, Metazoa, Chordata, Mammalia, Chiroptera, Rhinolophidae. The coding region runs from base 169 to 828 and encodes 219 amino acids. Gene Ontology annotation, molecular function: phosphatidic acid transfer activity. The transcript is spliced from 5 exons. Gene Ontology annotation, biological process: phospholipid transport. Gene Ontology annotation, cellular component: mitochondrial intermembrane space. The record is from RefSeq and is a predicted model, not a curated record.